UUAAAUAAUGAGAGUUUUUAUCCCUGCAGGUUGACAAAGUUGCUGAAUUGGUGGCCAGGUGGUUCUACUGUGCCCUGAGCCAGGAGAAGCUGCGUCGGCCCAUCGUGGCCUGUGAGCUGGGCAGGCUGUACAACAAAGAUGCCAUCAUUGAAUAUUUGUUGGACAAAUCCCCUGAUAAAACCCCCAUGGAAUCUGCAUCCCAUAUCAAGAGCAUUAAGAAUGUGACAGAACUGCAGCUGGUGGAUAACCCAGCGUGGUGUGGGGACAAGGAGAGCAUCAAGGGGGACAAGUACGAUGACCUGCAGUCUGCACGCUUCAUCUGCCCCGUGGUGGGGCUGGAGAUGAACGGGAGGCACAGGUUCUGCUUCUUGAGAAACUGUGGCUGUGUGUUCUCUGAGCGUGCUCUCAAAGAAAUUAAAGCAGAAGUUUGUCACAAGUCCUUUCUUUUCUUUCAUAAGUGUGGCACUCCCUUUCAAGAGGAGGAUGUGAUUGUCCUUAAUGGUAAUAAAGAAGAUGUGGAAAUCCUGAAGAAAAGGAUGGAGGAAAGAAGACUUAAAAGUAAAUUAGAAAAGAAAUCAAAGAAAGGCAAGACAGCAGCAGCAGCUUCUCAGCAGGAGCCCUCUGCAGAUUCUGCAGGUCCUUCAAAAGUUAAGAAUGGAAAGGAUUGUGUCAGUUCCAGCUCUGGGGAAAACAGGCAAAUCAUCUUCACCAAAAGUUCAGAGAAUGGAAAUCCAUCAGUCCCAGGAAAAGUCAAUAAAGCUUCUUCCACCACCACCAAGAGAUCCAUUGCAGACAGUGAGGACAAGUCUGAGGCUUACAAAUCUAUUUUUACAACUCACAGCUCAGCAAAACGUUCCAAGGAGGAGUGUUCCAACUGGGUUACUCACACAGCUUACUAUUUCUGAAACAAUGAGAGCCUCAGUGGAGCACCCAGGGCUCCUUUCCUCCCCCCUGGCUCUCUGUGUCCAGCUCUGAGACAGAAAUUCCGUGCUGAUCUGAUCCUGCCUGGAAUUCCUCAGUUUCUGUGUUGGUUAUAAACCUGUUGGUAGCUGGGGAACCUUUGUCAGCUGCAGCUUCUGUUAAAUAAAAAGCAGACCAGCAGAAUCUGUGUUGUACCAGCAGGUUUCUUUCUGAAAUGUUAUUAUUUUUGCACAGAAAUUCUUCUUUUCUCCUCCCAGCUGGAUGUUGUCAUUCUGAGCCACAGAGUCCUCAGGAGCAGCAGAGAGGGAGAAGUUCCUGCUCUCCUCCUCUGUUGGUUUGUGCCACCUCUGUAAAUACAAUUUCCAGUGUAUUACUACAGAAUUCAAACCCUCUGUAACUUUCUGACAGCAAAAAGAGAAAUAAUGACUUUUUUUGUCAAGCUAACAGGGCCCUCAGUAGAACUAUAUAUUUUUAAAAGUUUCUGCAGGAUAUUUUCAAAUAAUUUACCUCUGGACAGAGCAGAUGACAGCACAGUCAUGAAAAUGUUUGUGCAACAUUCUUGUCCAUGUUGUUGUAGCCUGUUUUUAACAGCAGAAUAUUCCCUUGUUAAUGUUUGAAUCCCAUAAUACCCACAUGGAAUGACCAGAGGGAAGGCUGGAAGCUUUUCACUUUCCUCUCUCCUUCUUUUAAAAUUGAAAUCUGCUCUUCUAAUCUUGGCACAAACUAACCAGAAUAGAAAUGCAGAAAGUAGGAGGCUUUUAAAACCACUGCAUGAUGUUACCUUGUUACCUUUGUGUGUGAAAAUGAUUAAUUAUCCUUGUAAUUUCUUUUUAAAAGUGUCCCCAUGUAUAAUUGGCAGUAGUUACCUGGAAAUUCAAAUGCUGUGUUGAUAUUUGCAUAGAUGGUCUCCGUGAUUCAAACAGCUUGAAUGAAACUGCUGGGAUUUUAUUAUUAUUUUGAUAGGUAUAAUUAAAAAUUGGCUUGCUGUAGAAUUUA
Molecule: messenger RNA, 1917 nt
Organism: Parus major (Great Tit)
Lineage: Eukaryota; Metazoa; Chordata; Aves; Passeriformes; Paridae
Gene: RTF2
Product: replication termination factor 2
Exons: 8
Coding region: 186-905 (239 amino acids)
Biological process (GO): mitotic DNA replication termination; site-specific DNA replication termination at RTS1 barrier
Cellular component (GO): nucleus
Source: RefSeq, a predicted model, not a curated record